Molecule: messenger RNA, 1780 nt
Organism: Blepharisma stoltei
Lineage: Eukaryota; Ciliophora; Heterotrichea; Heterotrichida; Blepharismidae
Source: the annotation of a GenBank genome assembly
AUGGUAAAAAUUAUAUAGUCCAGAAGAUAUGAUUCAAAAACAACUACCUUUACUCCAGAAGGCCGUCUCAUGCAAGUAGAAUAUGCUAUGGAAGCUAUCAACAAUGCAGGGUCAACAGUUGGCGUUUUAUGCUCUGAAGGAAUCGUAAUCGGAGCUGAAAGAAAGCAAACUUCAAAGCUUCUGGAGAGAUCAAAGCACAGUGAAAAAAUGUAUCAGAUCGACGAGCAUGUUGUGUGCGCAGCAGCUGGACUGACAGCAGAUGCCAAUAUCCUCAUAAAUCAUGCCAGAAUUAUCAGCCAGCAAUAUCAAUAUACCUAUCACGAGCUUAUGCCUGUUGAACAGCUUGUCAGAUUUAUUUACUUACUCCCCCCCCCCCUCCGUGAGUGAACAAAAAAAUUUUGUUCACUCACGGAACGGAGGGGGGUUAAUUUGUUUUUUUAAAAAAAAUUUAUAAAAAAAUAUUUUUUUUUUCUAAAUUUAAAAAAAUCCUAAUUCGCAAAAAUUGGAAGGCAAAUAUUAAUUUAAUUUAUAAAAUUUAUGUUUUAAAGAGCAAUUCGUUUAAAAUUAAAUAGAAUUAGCUCUAGAUUUUAUUAUACUAAUUAUCAUUUAUAUAUCAAAAAUUUUUUCCAUAAAAAAUUUUUGUAUUAUAAAAAAAUUUUGUUCACUCACGGAGGGUGGGUUUUUGGGCAAAAAAUGGUGAUUUUUCUAAUGGUUUUGUUCACUCACUCACGGAGGGGGGGGGAGUUAGCUUAAUGCAUGCUUAAGAUCCAAUAAUGCAUCGCCUCCCCAGGCCCUAUGUCUUUCCUUCGAAAAUCCUAUUAGUGAACAAAAUUAUUCGCUAAUUGAGAAGGGGUAUUCAAUUUUUUAUCAAAAUUUUAUAUUAAAAUUGUGCAUAAUUAUUCGGUUAAAUUAAGAUAUAAAUAUUUGAAAUGAAAAAUCCAAUUUAAUUUAUAAAAUUUAUGUUUGAAAAAAUACUAGCUGCUUAAAUUUAAUAAAAUAACUAAAGCUCUUUUAUUGCAAUUAUUAAUUAUAUAUUUGCUAAAAUUUUUUUAUAUUAAAAAAAUGUUUUGCUCACUAAGUAAUGGAGGUUAAUUUUCCUAAAAAAGGGAUAUUUAUAAUAGUUUUGUUCGCUAAUAAAUAGGAAUAAAGUCAGUAGUCCUACACUGCAUAUCGAAGGCUUUUGCUUUCCUGUCAUAGCUGGGAUAAUUUGCUAUGUGAAGCCAAACCUUAUUAUCGAAGUUAGCCAAAAGAAGAUUUUCAGUUCGAAAGAACAGAAAAAUCGGAUGACGCCAUAUUUGAUUAUUAGCAGCAUGUCAGACAACUUUGCAACUCAAAACAAGGUUACACACAGCAUGGUGGACUCAGACCUUUUGGAGUUUCAUUCUUAUAUGCAGGUUGGGAUCCGAUUUACGGCUUUCAAUUAUAUUGUUCUGAUCCCAGCGGAAAUUACUUACACUCCAUAUGGCUAGUGGAGGAAAUCAGCUUGAGCAAUAGUUUUUUGUUUACCAAGGGGCAGCUAGGAUGGAAAGCAAUUGCAAUUGGAGCAAAUAACCAAUCAGCUUCUGGGAUAUUAAAACAAGAUUAUGAAGAAAAUUUUACACUAAGACAGUCUCUUGGGUUGGUGGCUAAGGUAAUUACGAAGUCAAUGGACACUACAUCACCGACACCAGACAAACUUGAAAUUAUUGUAUUGUCAAGGCAAAAUAAUAAGGUGGUUUAUAAAACACUUAGAGACGAAGAAGUGCAAGAAAUUCUAACUGAAUUCAAAAUCGUAACCUAA